ACGUGCUGAAACAUUUGCGGCUGUAGAAAAUUUUUGUUUUCACCAAUUUAACUCAAUUUUCGGCUUUUUUGCAAAAUAGUAGGUACUUAUUGGGUUCGCGGGGUUUCGUAGUAUUGGGGUGGUGAUCUGUUGUUUUUUUUAUGGCGGGGAGUGGGGUAAGGAUUGGGGUUUAUUGAUUUUUUUGCAUCCUAGAGUUAAGAAAAAUUGAAAGAGUUCAAAAAACGCGCCUUUUUUCAUUCAAAUUUUAUAAACUCAAUAGGUGUCGCUACCACUGCAAUUUUCUCGUGUGUGAUGUUCUCACACCGCGUUUCAAUUUUUUCAAUUUUCUCAUUUUUCUGGAAUAAAUAGCAGAGUUUUCACACAAAAAAUGCAGCACGACGAUGUUGUUUGGGGUAUUAUCAAUAAAUCCUUUUGUUCGCAUAAAGUUUCGACAGCAACACAGAAAUUCUGUAAGCAUGAGUACAACUUGACGGGGCUCUGUGGCCGGUACACGUGCCCACUGGCCAAUAGUCAGUACGCCACAGUCCGGGAGGAGAAUGGAAUUGUGUAUUUGUACAUGAAGACAGCCGAGAGGGCCAUGUUUCCUAGCAAGAUGUGGGAAAAGGUAAAAUUGUCACGGAAUUUUGAGAAAGCCAUCCAUCAGAUCAAUGAGAGCCUCCUGUUCUGGAAUAAGUAUAUCAUCUCCAAGUGCAAACAGCGCUUUGUGAAGAUCACACAGUACCUCAUUCGAAUGCGAAAACUCAAACUUCGACGACAGAAACUCCUUGUACCCCUACAAAGGAAGAUUGAACGACGCGAGAAGAGGCGAGAAGUGAAGGCCUUGGUUGCAGCAAAAUUAGACAGUGCUAUUGAAAAGCAGCUGCUGGAGCGUCUCAAAAAGGGAACCUACGAGGACAUUUACAAUUUCCCGCAGAAUGUCUUCAACAAAGCUCUCGAGAGUGAGACAGUGGAAGAUGAAGAUGACGAUGAAGAGCAACAUGAAGAAGAAGAAUUGAGUGAAUCUGAGAAGGAGAUGGAAAUUGAGCCAGAAGUGGAGAAGGAACUGCAAUUGGACACAGAGUAUGUUGAAGCAGAAGACGAUGAUGAUGAGGAAAUGGAUACAGAUGCUGACAGUGAAUCAGGGAAACGAGAAGCAGCAGAUGUUGAUAGUGAUUUUGAAUCUUCAGACAAUUCAGAUAUUGAGGAUAUUGAGGGACCGAGUGGAUCGAAAUCAAAGAUCAAAGGACAAUUUGUUCGGGUACGGAGAACAAAACCAAAAGUGGAAAUUGAAUAUGAAGUGGAUACCGCUCAAGCGAGGGAAAGGAUACAUCAAUGAGGUGAGAUCUGCACAACGUUUUUGUUUUCUCACACAACCGUCAAAGUUAUUCAAAUAAAGAAAAGGUGUAAAUUAAACUUA
Lutzomyia longipalpis is the source of this 1396-nucleotide messenger RNA. RefSeq names its product protein MAK16 homolog (gene Rbm13). NCBI's taxonomy places the organism in Eukaryota, Metazoa, Arthropoda, Insecta, Diptera, Psychodidae. The record is from RefSeq and is a predicted model, not a curated record. Gene Ontology annotation, cellular component: nucleolus; preribosome, large subunit precursor. Gene Ontology annotation, biological process: maturation of 5.8S rRNA; maturation of LSU-rRNA. The transcript has 4 exons. The coding region runs from base 368 to 1315 and encodes 315 amino acids.